This is a messenger RNA of Spathaspora passalidarum NRRL Y-27907, 584 nucleotides long. RefSeq lists its product as uncharacterized. The transcript has a single exon. The coding region runs from base 42 to 530 and encodes 162 amino acids. The record is from RefSeq and is a predicted model, not a curated record. NCBI's taxonomy places the organism in Eukaryota, Fungi, Ascomycota, Pichiomycetes, Serinales, Debaryomycetaceae.
ACCAAUAACUUCCUUCUCCACCCUCUGAAGUAACAUUGACCAUGGAUAAAGAUACCGAGUGCUUGCAACCUCUUUGCAAGUUUCCAUCUGCCGAUCAAUCGGUCAGUACUCCCUCUGCUAGUCAAGGAUCAUUUGCAGAUCCCGACAAGGUAAGUUUGGUUCCUGUUGCCGAUUUACAACCAGAAAAUAAUGAACCAAUUGAUUCAGAAUUAGACCAAAAACUUUCUAGUUUUCAAUUGUUUAUAAUUGUACUAGUUUCUUUGCUGUUAUUUGGCCUUUUGCAUAGAAAACGUAUUGGGGAAGCUGCUUUUACCAUGUUAUCAUAUUGUUUUGAGAAGAAGUAUUCAAGUUGUACCUCCGAUAAAAUAUUGAUUAAAUCAGUUUAUAGUCCAGAAUUAUUGGAUACAUGUUUGGAAGUAUGUAAUAUGGAAGACAAAAGCUAUUGUACAAUAAUAAUUGACGAAUCUAUCGAUGCUUUCUGGCACCCAUGCGUGAUUAAAUGUCUUGAUAAGGGGUUAAAUAGUAUGUAGUAUACUAAUAGUUGCUAAUAAAUAGUUGCUUAUAAAUAGCUUUGAAUAUAAGAU